GAUCGAAAAAGUCCUCACAAAGAUCGAUACCGUAGGUAGAUCUUCUGUUGCCCUUUGUUAUUGCUGUUGAGGACUCGACUCCAUUAUCGACACUUACCUUUAUAAUAAUAGAGACAGAUUUGUGUUGUGUUACUAUAGCAUGACUGGCAACGGAGAGUUACAGAAGGAUGAGGGCAGAUUGUCGAAUGGGCAAGAAGAGGAUCCCUUGCUAAUACACGUACCCGCCACUGGUUCCACCGUCAUUGAGGAAGAUUUCCUGUACGAUUCGACCAAAGAUUCAGCAUUACUAGCACAAGACAAGGAAGAGAAUGGCGAUGGCGAUGGUGGAGUAAUAUUAUCGUUGGAGCCAGAGCUCUUGCAUAUCUGGGAAAUUCUCUGCAUCCUGUCUACGGCAUUCUCUUAUGGGUGUAUCUUGACCACGCUCUUCCUCAUCACAUUGCCGGUGGAAUGCCAGAGAAUAGAGUCUGAACAUGCAAGCAUUGCCAAAUCCGUGGCUCUGGGUGCCUUUGUGGCCAUUGCAGGAGUGACACAAUUGGUCAGCCCACUAGUAGGAAAGAUAUCGGAUUCCUUCAAACCACCACCACCCCAUGAUAUUGGCCAACGUCUACCAUUUCUGGUCUUGGGCAGUGUCAUGACGGUCUUUGGAUUGCUAGGACAAAUGUUCGCCUCGUAUCGAUCCUUCUGGGUCAGAUACAGUGUGGCUUUCUUUGCACACAUGAUUGGACUCAACAUCAUGUACGCAAUGAUGCUCGCAAUGAUACCAGAUCAAGUGCCAUCCUCACAAACCGGAAUUGCCAAUGGCAUUCUGGCAGCAUUGCUCGUCACGGGAUCACUUUUCGGAUUUGGACUCUUUCAUGGAUUCCUAAGGGAAAACAUUCAAGACAUGUAUGCACUUUAUACCUGCAUUGUCAUUGUCUCUUCCAUUGCAACGGGCAUUUACGGACAUGACAGGGAUGUCGAAAUUGCUCUCAUUCGAACACAACCCUUGCUUCCACCAACAACUACAACUGCUAAAUCUAGUACGCGACAACAACAAAAUGGACAAGGUACGCCACAACAACAGCAUCCAAUCAGCAGAAGAAGAAAAUUCAUGAAAUUAGCACGCAAAGUAACCAAAAAAGUCGUGGCUACUCCUGCCGUGAUUCUCAGAUCCAUGCUCAUUACACCAGUCCAAGAAUUGAGCUGGUACGCAAUAUAUCAGUCAUACACAAUUGAUAUGGAAAAACACAGUGACUUCUUUUGGGUCACAGUGUCACGAUUGUUUUACUACUGUGGAAUGUCCGUGCAAACCUUUUUCAUGUACUUCUUGCAUGAUAUCAUACUACUCAAAAAAGAUCCGGAAGGAGCUGUGGCAACCCUCUCCAUUAUUGGACAAAUUGCGGGGGCAUGCACAUGUGUUCCAGUGGGAAUUGCUUCCGACAAACUCUUUGCCGGAAAACGAAAGCCAUUUGUGCACUUUGCCUGCUUUGUCCUGGCUGCGACAACCUUUUCCGCAAUCUUUGCACGGACUAUGCAUGGCAUGGUGCUCAUCAUGAUCUUUCUGGGCGGGGCCAAUGGAAUUUACCUUACCAUGGAUACUUCUCUCGCGGUAGAUACAUUGCCAAAAGAAUUCGACGGAGAGAGUGGCAGUGCACAGCUCUUGGGAAUAUGGGGUGUCGCGGCUUUUCUGGGCUCGGCGCUGGGACCCAUGAUUGGAGGUCCGGUGCUGUAUUAUGUGGGGAGGCAACAUUCUGAUGAAUCGGAAACCACGACAGCGAACGACGAUACCAACACGGAUAGUGAUACUGCUACUGAUACUACGGGAUACAGCUUGGCAGGAUAUGCUGUGGUACUUUCUCUCGCUUCUUUUUACUUUUUGUUGAGCAGUUCUGCGCUUCGAUUCAUUCGUCGAUAGAUCGGAAAGGAAUGCUUCGGGUGACUCGGUGCAAACGCCGACACAUCAAUCAGCAAGAUUUCCGCAACAUAGGAUUGGACUUUCAAUAAAGGAUUCUCUGGUGCCUUUUAGGAUUGGAAUGAAUCUUUCGACGCCCACUGCCAGACAAGCCCAGACGACGUAAAGGUCCAGUGCAAGUUUUGCAGCCUGCGCAACGUGGACAUCUUCGAGGGCUUGUAACAUGAAUUGAUAGGGUUCGACUGUCACUCAGCCUGUUUUCUCAUGAAUCGAAUCGGAUGGUGGCGGCAGCAGAAGAAGCUGGCGAUGCAACAACCGAAUCGGACCAGUUUCCAUAAUAGCCACGGGUGCACAUCCACACACAGUAAUGAUACCGGAGUUGUGAUAUCGAACCAAAAGUCAUGUUUUGCUUUCUACCAGUAACCGUAGCAGCUUCAGGUCGUAGUGCUUGGGUAGCUAUUAUGCCUGAGUCUAGCUAUAGUAGAGUAGGGAAGUUGUCUAAGGAAGCGGACCGGGUGCCAGGCUAGCUUAUAAGUUAUACUAAGUCUAGACUACUAGCCAGCUAGCUAAUAGGCAAACAAUGGCGGAAUUCGCGGCUUGAGGUUCUGGCGUGGAGGGGGGACAAACGGAGGGACCCACACUGGAGCCACAGGGC
This is a messenger RNA of Seminavis robusta, 2546 nucleotides long. Lineage: Eukaryota; Bacillariophyta; Bacillariophyceae; Naviculales; Naviculaceae. The record is from the annotation of a GenBank genome assembly.